AUUGAGACUUCUCUGCCGCCCCCGUAAGAACUUUAAAAACGACCUCGUGCAAGCUCUCGAGGGAUCAUCUGCAAUGGCGACGGUAAAAACAGUAAGUUUCGAUGGCACGCUCGUUGUACACAGGAAGAACUUCCUCAACUUAACGGACAUAGGAGCUCACCUGGUGGAUGUCGCUUCAGACUUGUUCGGCCAGAACAUCUCGCUGCAACUUAUCAGCACCGAGAUCAAUCCAGGAACCAAGAAAUUAACACUGUCCAAACGAGCUGCUGCUGGCGGCUGGCUGGUGUCUGGAGGAUUGCGGGCAACUGAAGAUGUCGAGUUGAAUGUUAAGUUCGAGAUCGGCGACGACUUUGGAGUUCCCGGUGCCUUCACCAUCAGAAACAAGCACCCGAACGAGUUCUACCUCAAAUCUCUAACACUCGAGCUGCCUCAGCAACAAGUUAUAGAAUUCCCCUGCAAUUCCUGGGUGUACAAUGUGUCCCGGUAUCCAAACGACCGCAUCUUCUUCAGUAACCACCUGACUCUUCCCAAGGACACACCGGCCGGCCUUGUUGACGCUCGCAAUCAGGAGCUUUUGAACCUGAGAGGCAAUGGAACAGGUGAAAGAAAAGUCUGGGAACGAAUAUAUGACUACGCCACUUACAAUGAUCUUGGGAAACCGGAUACUGACAAGUCCCUCCAGCGGCCUACACUCGGGGGUUCUGCAGAAUUUCCGUAUCCACGACGGUGUCGAACUGGACGAGAUCUAGAGGAAACAGAUAAAGCUACCGAGAGCCAGGCAGCAGGAAAUUACUACAUACCGAGUGAUGAACGAUUUGGCACAACUAAGGAGUCCGACUUCCUAACGGCCGCCAUAAAAGCCGCGGCACAGAGCCUGAUCCCAAACCUGGAAGGAACAUUCACAGCAGAUGAAACGUUUGAUAGCUUUGGUGAAGUGCAAAAUCUGUACGUGGAAGGAGUUGAUAUGAGCAAGUGCAAACGAGACGACGACAUUCUUGAUCCAGCUGAGGUUGUCCAAAGCCUGUCGACUGGAGACAGUGGAAGCUUGCUGAUGUAUCCAAUACCUACGGUUAUCAAAGCCAACGAGAAAGGAUGGAUGUCCGACGUCGAAUUCGCAAGGCAGAUGAUCAGCGGACUGAACCCCAUGGCGAUUCAGCUACUAGAGGUUUUUCCACCAGAAAGCACGCUGGACCCAGCAGUAUACGGAACACAAAAGUCAGCCAUUACAGAAGAACAUAUUGUCUCUCAGCUUGAAGGAAACACAGUCCAGCAAGCACUUGAGAACAAGAAGCUAUUCAUCUUAGACUACCAUGAUGCAUACUUGCCUUACUUGACCAAAAUCAACAGCAUCAAGGAAAUCCACGCUUACGCAUCCAGAACUCUACUGUACCUCAAAGCGGAUGGAACUCUAAAGCCUAUUGCCAUCGAGUUGAGCUUGCCACCGGAUUCUUCCUCCAAGUCAGAAAACAAAAGGGUGUUUCUUCCACCUGCACCAGGAACAGAGGAUUGGUUAUGGCAUCUCGCAAAAGCACACGUAACUACAAAUGAUUCAGGAUAUCACCAGCUCAUAAGUCACUUUUUAAGAACUCAUGCCUGCCUGGAACCUUUUAUCAUUGCGACACAUCGAAACCUGAGUGCGCUUCAUCCCUUGAAUCCGUUCCUGGUUCCACACUUCAAGAACACAAUGUCAAUCAACGCUCGAGCCAGGCAGUCACUGAUAAAUGCUGAUGGUAUAAUAGAGAAAUGCUUCUCAACAAGGAGAUACUCAAUGGAGUUGAGCUCCGUUGUCUAUAGGACAUGGAGGUUCGACGACCAAGGACUUCCUGCAGAUUUACUGAAAAGGGGAAUGGCAACUCCAGAUGCAAACUCAAAGCAUGGACUCAAACUGGCUAUCGACGACUAUCCAUAUGCAGCAGACGGUUUGGAGAUUUGGGAUGCAAUUGAGAGGUGGACACAGGAAUAUGUAGAUAGCUGCUACGAAGAUGACGCAGACAUAGAGAGUGACAACGAACUACAGGCAUGGUGGACGGAAAUUGUUAACGUUGGUCACGGUGACAAGAAAGACGAGACAUGGUGGGUGGAAAUGAAUAGCAAGCCGAACCUGGUAAGCGUGCUCACAACUGUGAUCUGGUUGGCAUCUGCACACCAUGCCGCCGUAAACUUUGGACAGUACGCCUACGCUGGUUACAUGCCCAAUCACCCAACAGCCACGCACAGGGAAAUCCCACGAGAAGGCUCUGAGGAACACAAGCAGCUUCUUAAGGAUCCGGAAAACUUCUUCUUAUCUGCAGUGUCCACAAAGGCAGAAGCAACGUCAGUUAUGACAACGAUAGAAAUUCUGGCAACUCAUUCAGCAGACGAGGAGUACCUGGGACAAAGAAUAAUCCAGAACUGGACCAACAACCAAGCAGCUCAGAGUGCAUUCACCAAGUUUUCUGAGAAACUCAAGGCAGUGGAAGAACUCAUCCAGACAAGGAACAAGGACACGAAACUCAAGAACCGGACAGGACCAGUGCAAAUUCCAUACACCCUCCUGUUUCCAAGCUCCGGCCCGGGAUUAACAGGUAGAGGGAUACCAAACAGUACCUCCAUUUGAAGUUCCAGGAGAUAUUGAUGCUGCCUUCACAACUGUGUAGAGUCCUUGCUUCGCGAUGCGAUUACUCUUUGUAUACUCUAUCUCAAAUAAGACCAGCAAUCUUACCAAUAAAAUACUUAAGAAUUCAGGAGCU
This is a messenger RNA of Selaginella moellendorffii, 2729 nucleotides long. Its product is annotated as linoleate 9S-lipoxygenase. The record is from RefSeq and is a predicted model, not a curated record. The transcript has 9 exons. Gene Ontology annotation, molecular function: oxidoreductase activity, acting on single donors with incorporation of molecular oxygen, incorporation of two atoms of oxygen; metal ion binding; protein binding. Gene Ontology annotation, biological process: lipid oxidation. NCBI's taxonomy places the organism in Eukaryota, Viridiplantae, Streptophyta, Lycopodiopsida, Selaginellales, Selaginellaceae. Bases 74 to 2596 code for a protein of 840 amino acids.